Leptidea sinapis is the source of this 3690-nucleotide messenger RNA. RefSeq names its product protein groucho-like. The transcript has 18 exons. Bases 338 to 2455 code for a protein of 705 amino acids. Gene Ontology annotation, biological process: regulation of DNA-templated transcription; negative regulation of canonical Wnt signaling pathway. The record is from RefSeq and is a predicted model, not a curated record. Lineage: Eukaryota; Metazoa; Arthropoda; Insecta; Lepidoptera; Pieridae. Gene Ontology annotation, cellular component: transcription regulator complex; nucleus. Gene Ontology annotation, molecular function: transcription corepressor activity; protein binding.
UUGAGACUCGAGUUUAUUUAAACUUUACGUUGAUUUUAAUUUUGAAGCGACAGUUUUUAUACCAUCAUUAUACUGUUGCUAAAUAAAAUGAGUGCCCUAAAAUUGUUCUGUUAAUGGUCAUAGUAUCUACCAUUCAUGCUUAACCUGUAUAUUGAAAUAAUGAAUGUUUCGAAAGUUCCUCAUCAAAGUUUGUGCAUAUCAUUCUGUCUAUUGUGUUGUGGCGGCGACGUGUGUAUAAGUAGAUCAGAGCCUUAUUGCUGGAAAUGGUUCUGACGACGUCAGUCUCGUUCACAUUAUAAGAUAACUGUUAGUUUGCAUACAUUUAGUUCCGGGAAUAAUGUAUCCUUCUCCGGCGCGGCACCCGGCUGCCGCGGUAAGGGGUUCCCAACCGGCAGCAGGACCUAUAAAGUUUACUAUAUCAGACACCUUAGAACGAAUAAAAGAAGAAUUUAAUUUUUUACAAGCACAAUAUCAUUCGUUGAAAUUAGAAUGUGAAAAGCUAGCUAGUGAGAAAACAGAAAUGCAAAGACAUUAUGUAAUGUACUACGAAAUGUCUUACGGAUUGAAUGUUGAGAUGCACAAACAAACAGAAAUAGCCAAAAGAUUGAGCGGCAUAAUCGGGCAGGUGCUACCAUUCCUUGCACAGGAGCAUCAGCAACAAGUCGCUUCAGCUGUGGAAAGAGCAAAGCAGGUCACUAUGUCUGAACUUAAUGCUAUCAUAGGGCAACAGCAACAACAUGGACUCCAACAGCUCCUCCAACAGAUCCACGCCUCUGGGUUGCCACACGGAGUAGGUGCGGGUGCGCUACUGGGCGCGGGAGGACUCCUGUUCCCUGGCGCGGGUCCUCCAGCUCCACACUUGCCUCCUCCGGCACAUAAGGUUGAGUUGCCACCCCCCGCGGACAUCAAGCCAAUGUUAUCGAGUGCCCCCCCAUCGCUACAUCCGGGACAGCCACCCCCCCGGGAUGAUGACCGCCAUUCUUCCCGACCAUCCAUGAGCCAACAGCAAAGACGCUCGGUAUCUCCGCACGAGCGUGAGCAGAAGUACCGGCCGCGCUCGCCGGAGCAAAGCGAAGCGAAGCGGCGCAAAGAGGACAAGGUACAACAUGUCUCUGUGUCUAGUGACAGCGAUGCUGAAAAGAGCGACCAGGAUUUAGUUGUAGAUGUUGCCAAUGAGUUGUGUACGCAGGAGGAACGCGGUUCGCCGAACGUUCGAGGGGAAACCGAGAGAGCGGAGAACGCACCCCGCCCCGCCUCACGCUGCGAGUCAUCCUCCAGCCGGUCAACGCCCAAAAGCACCAAGGAUGAGAAGCCCGGAACCCCGGUGGGUAGUAAGAAUCGCGCUCCAACACCCACCACGACCGAUCGAUCGAAUCCGUCGGGCCGGUACUUCCCCCCGUACGGCUCGUACCGACCCGCGCUGCCCUAUGAGCACCGAAGCAACGGCAUGCCGCCGAAACCAGCAUAUUCAUACCACACUUGCGGCGGGCCUCUCCAGCCAGUUCCGUUCCCCGCGGACGCACUCGUGGGGCCCGGCAUUCCGCGCGGGGCCCGUCAAGCAGCAGUGUUGCCCCACGGCGAGGUAGUUUGUGCCGUCGCUUUAUCGCUGAAUAAUGGAACGAGGCACGCGUACACCGGGGGCAAAGGUUGUGUUAAGUUGUGGGACAUUAGCAACCCGGGCUCACCCAAUACGCUAGAGCCGCUGUCGCAAUUGGAUUGUUUGCAACGAGAUAGCUAUAUCAGAUCGGUUAAGUUGCUGCCCGACGGUCGCACUCUGCUGGUUGGAGGGGAGGCUAGCAAUCUCUCCAUUUGGGACCUCACAGCGCCCGCUCCUCGGAUGAGGGCAGAGUUGACCUCCUCUGCGCCGGCCUGCUAUGCGCUGGCGAUCAGCCCUGACUCCAAGGUGUGCUUCAGUUGUUGUUCAGACGGCGAUAUCGCUGUUUGGGAUCUCCAUAAUCAAACAUUAGUUAGACAAUUCCAAGGUCACACAGACGGCGCGUCUUGUAUAGACAUAAGUCCCGACGGUAACCGGUUAUGGACAGGGGGGCUCGACAACACUGUGCGCUCGUGGGACCUCAGGGAGGGCCGGCAGCUACACCAACACGACUUCUCCUCACAGAUAUUCUCACUGGGAUAUUGUCCUACAGGCUCAUGGCUAGCUGUUGGUAUGGAGAACUCCCACGUGGAGGUGCUGCACGCCGGCAAGUCGGAGCGCUACCAGCUGGUGCUGCACGAGUCAUGCGUGCUGGCGCUGAGGUUCGCACACUCCGGCAAGUGGUUUCUGUCCACCGGGAAGGACAACCUGCUGUGUGCCUGGCGCACGCCCUACGGUGCUAGUGUGUUUCAGUCAAAGGAAUCAUCGUCGGUGCUCAGUUGUGAUAUAUCGGCAGACGAUAAGUACUUAGUGACGGGUUCUGGUGAUAAAAAGGCGACUUUGUAUGAAGUGUUGUACUGAAGUGAAAUGUGAUAGACUGGAGUUGUGUUAUUAAGUGUUAUUUUUUGUACAUUUUUCGUACAAGAGGACAUUAUUGUUGGGUAAUUGUAUUGACUUAAAUCAAUUUGGUGUUAGACUUUCAGUAGUUUCAUAUCUGGAUCAAUAUUGGAUAACUAUAAAUAUUACUUUAAAACCUGAUAAUUAUUGAUGUAGGGUAAAACUCAAUUUUGCAACAUUGUCAGCCUAAAUAACUUUUGAGCUGAAUUAUUAUCGAAUUGGGUAACACUCAAGAUUGAAUAAAGGUUAGCUCGGGUAACUCAAGUAUCACUUAGAACGAAAAACCUGAGUUGUACUCAAAAUUGAAUUAUUGUUAGCCUGGAUUGCUAUUGAACUGGCUAACACUCAAUCAUAAAUAAUGAUUAGCCUAGAUAUUUUAGAGUGGUACAGAUAGUGCAAUCCACGAAGACGCGCCCCACUAUUCCUCUUAACCGUUUGGAGCAUAGGUUCUCAAGGUGGGCGAUAACGCCCCCUUGUGGGCGUUUGAGACUUUCGGGGGGGCCAGUAGAAGACCCAGAGAAAAUAAGGGGGCAUUGAGAUGGCGCAGAUGGAGCGUGGGUAGAUUAAAAAAUACAGUCUAAAAAGGCAAAAAAUACACGAAAAUACUCUAGAAAAAAACGUAUUCUCAAAGUGGGCGGUGAGCAAAAUAAGGUUGAGAAACUAUGGUUUAGAGUAUAUGUGUGCAAGCUUCUGUCAAGUGUUAUCGGUACACACGCACACUACAAUGAUUAGACUACUCAGGAGAGAGUGUCAUGGUCAAAGUGAAAGAUGAUGCUUCAAUUUUAUAUUUUUUAACCGACUACAAGGAAAGGGUUAUGUUUUUAAUUUUUAGGUGUGGAUAUUUUAUGAAAUACGUGAAAAAGUUUCUCGACAUUUAAAAAAAAUAAAAAGUAGAGCAACUUUCGUGACGACUCUGGACUCAACCAAAAAUUGGUGGGACGCGUCUUCGUGAAUUGCACUAUCUAUAACUAAAACGAUGUAUCUUUUUAAUUAUCAAUCAACUUACACAAAAUUCUAGCUUGUAUGUUGGUAGUUUGAUAUAACUAUAGUAUGGCCAACAAGACCAGAUAAAGAAUGUAAACAAAGUUUCAGGGGUUCAAUACAUUUUCAUCGAUAUCGAUAUACAUCGGUACUGACCGCUUUCCUUCCGUCGACCAACUGUCGCCAUUACUGCGAACUGAUAGGGACAGAGAUAAUAA